CCUACUAAUGAUUACUCGACAUUGAGACAGAUGGUCAUCGUUCGAUGUUUUUUUGUUUUCGACCAAAAAUCCAAGACCGAUCAAGACAAACGUCAAAACGCGGCUUAAACAUCGAAUUGUUGAAUAUCGUGCUGUGGUCGUGAUUACGUGAGUGCAAUACUUUGAAUUAAGUAAAUAUGGCAGCCAGUGCUCCAGCUAGCCGCGGUCUAACGGCCCUGUUCAAGCGAGGCUGGAACGAAAUUCCCGAAGUUGUUGGUUCUUCAGCAAUGGCCCUUGUUGGAAUUGGUCUCACUUUGGUUGGCCUAAGCAAUUACUACCGGAAGGAUAGCGAUAACCGACGUUACAAGAUGGACUACGUCGUCAUGCGCCCCGAAGAUCCCCGCGCAGCCAAAAUUCGCACGGAUUAGUUGAAAUAAUGCUCUAGCGAAGGAAUAAAUCGGACACUAGUUGUAAAUAAAAGA
Aedes aegypti (yellow fever mosquito) is the source of this 461-nucleotide messenger RNA. RefSeq lists its product as uncharacterized. NCBI's taxonomy places the organism in Eukaryota, Metazoa, Arthropoda, Insecta, Diptera, Culicidae. The record is from RefSeq and is a predicted model, not a curated record. Bases 177 to 407 code for a protein of 76 amino acids. The transcript is spliced from 2 exons.